Molecule: messenger RNA, 1275 nt
Organism: Protomyces lactucae-debilis
Lineage: Eukaryota; Fungi; Ascomycota; Taphrinomycetes; Taphrinales; Protomycetaceae
Exons: 1
Coding region: 1-1194 (397 amino acids)
Source: RefSeq, a predicted model, not a curated record
AUGUAUCUGGCAGCUGCGAUGUCAUGGCACUUUAUCACGGGCUUUUUGGUGGCUAUGUUGCUCUACAAAUCUGUCGUUGCGGUUAAAUCCAGUGGUGCCUCGGGGUCUUCUGCCAAUUGGCCAACAAUUGACAAGUCACAAGCAACUGACAUUGCCAAAAAGGACAUGGCCUUUAUUCACUCAGCGGCCUUUCCACAAUGUAGGAACGUGUCGAUUGACUAUUGGCUUUUGGUUCGCAACCAGGCUGCUGACGACAAAUCAAUCAUACCGCAUCUCGUUGAAGGAUUUCCGCACACAGCUGUCCUCAGUGACCCUACAAGGAAGGUCACGAGCAAGCAGAAUUGCAUCCACACUUGCAAAAAUCGCAUUGAUCUUUUCAAUGCAGGACUGUCAUCAGCAUUGCAGCGUCUCUCAAGGUUCGUCCCUUGCUGGGGAAAUUCUGAUUUCACCAUUUUGAAUCGAAAAGCUAUUGCGAUAAAGUCGCCUUGUGUAGGGCAAGGUUCAGCUCUCUGCGACUUAGAGGUCUUCUGUGAGUGCGAUAUCAGUCUGUUGGUUCACUAUCAGCUCAACGCGACCAAAUCAGAAAUGCGCCACCACAGAUGGAACGACUUCCAGCCUCCAAACCCCAGUUCUCAAUGCGAUUUGUCAACUUUUGCGCAGAAACUUGGCGGAGCAAUGGAGGAACAACAAGGGCCGAACCGUAAGAACACCAUUGCUUUGCCAUUCCGUGAAUGGCGUUUUCGACCCGAUAGACUUACUGUGUUGAACCUUGUUACCUGUCCAAGUGAAUCGGAAAAGAGCCGUGGGAAACCACCUGCAGAACCCACAGCCAUUGCAGAGGCUGAUGCGCAUGGUGAGCCAAAAAGGAAAAGGAUUAAGAAAGAUCCUGUCAAAGAAAUCUGUUACUGUCGAAGCGUCGAUGGCAAGCCCACUCCCUCGAGUGAUUGUGGCCAUACUGAGCUGGUCUGUCGAGUGACGAGCUACGCAGAGAUCAUUCAGGAGAUGAAAGAUCACAGAAUCGAUUUGCAAUUGCUAGCCAUCUACCUGGAACAAUACCCCGGGUUGGCCAACAACUUUCAGCCAAUCUCGAGAACUGAUAUGGAGGCAGAUCAGCUCAAUCAGGAAAUCUUGCAACCAUCACUCCCUGACCUGAAUCUUCCUGCACGCGGGUCCCCAGAUUAUGACGAGCUCUGACACUUGCAAGCUUUUGAAAACAAUCGUUCAUAAAUAUUGUCGUCUGGCUAUGCGCAUGAUCAACCUCAUUUUAGAUUAUCG